Octodon degus (degu) is the source of this 2177-nucleotide messenger RNA. RefSeq names its product ganglioside induced differentiation associated protein 2 (gene Gdap2). The record is from RefSeq and is a predicted model, not a curated record. The transcript has 14 exons. Bases 292 to 1785 code for a protein of 497 amino acids. Lineage: Eukaryota; Metazoa; Chordata; Mammalia; Rodentia; Octodontidae.
AGGAGGAAGUGACGACAGAGCCGAGCUUUGAUUGGGCAGCGGUGGCCUGGAGCGGAAGCCGUGCCAGGCAGCCCGGAGCUUCUGCGGCUGGUCACGCCAGCCUCCUGGGACCGAGUGCUCUUAACCUCUGCGCUCCUGGUGAGCGCUGUCUGUAUUUGUCUCUCGACCGCCUUCUACCAGGAGUUUAACCCGCCCUACCGCCGCCCGGAUGGGAUCGCCAGAGCGCUCUCAACUCUCAAGGGAUUAUUAAAUUGCUGAGGAAUCUGGGGAAAGAGCUGAAAUUCUCAUCCCAUGGAUCCCUUGGGCGCACCGUCCCAAUUCGUGGACGUGGAUACUCUGCUCAGCUGGGCUGACUCCUGUGAAGAGGAAUUAAAUGCUUCUGAGACCACAGCUGAAACAUCUCAGGAAAAUCUUAUUAGAUCACCUUUUCUCUAUAAUAAGGUUAUCAAUGGAAAAGUGGUUCUUUGGAAAGGUGAUGUGGCAUUAUUGAACUGCACGGCCAUUGUGAAUACCAGCAAUGAAAGCCUCACAGAUAAGAACCCUGUGUCCGAAAGUAUCUUCAUGCUUGCAGGGCCUGAUUUGAAGGAAGACCUACAGAAGCUGAAAGGUUGCCGAACAGGUGAAGCAAAAUUGACGAAGGGAUUUAACCUAGCUGCUCGGUUCAUCAUUCACACAGUGGGGCCAAAGUACAAGAGCCGCUACCGCACAGCAGCUGAGAGUUCCCUGUACAGCUGCUACCGGAACGUACUUCAGCUAGCAAAAGAGCAGUCGAUGUCUUCUGUUGGAUUCUGUGUCAUCAAUUCAGCAAAGCGAGGUUACCCCUUAGAGGAUGCAACACACAUAGCACUUCGUACUGUAAGGAGAUUCCUAGAGAUUCAUGGGGAAACCAUUGAAAAAGUAGUAUUUGCUGUCUCUGAGCUUGAAGAGGCUACUUACCAAAAGCUGCUACCUCUGUACUUCCCAAGGACGUUAAAGGAGGAGAGUCGAUCAUUACCCUAUCUACCUGCAGAUAUUGGAAAUGCGGAGGGGGAGCCUGUGGUGCCUGAACGGCAGAUCAGAAUAAGUGAAAAGCCUGGUGCUCCAGAGGACAACCAAGAAGAAGAGGAUGAAGGCUUGGGAGUGGACCUGUCUUUCAUUGGCUCUCAUGCUUUUGCUCGAAUGGAAGGAGACAUUGAUAAGCAAAGAAAGCUAAUCCUUCAGGGCCAGUUAUCCGAGGCAGCGCUGCAGAAACAGCAUCAAAGAAAUUACAAUCGAUGGUUGUGUCAAGCAAGAGCUGAAGAUCUGUCUGAUAUUGCUUCUCUGAAAGCUUUAUACCAAACAGGUGUCGAUAACUGUGGUCGCACCGUGAUGGUGGUAGUGGGAAGAAACAUUCCUGUUACACUGAUAGAUAUGGACAAGGCUCUCUUAUACUUUAUCCAUGUAAUGGAUCAUAUUGCUGUGAAGGAAUAUGUAUUAGUUUAUUUUCAUACACUGACCAGCGAAUACAAUCACCUGGACUCCGACUUCCUGAAGAAACUCUAUGAUGUUGUUGAUGUCAAGUACAAGAGGAAUUUGAAAGCUGUUUAUUUUGUUCACCCAACAUUUCGUUCAAAGGUAUCAACAUGGUUUUUCACCACCUUUUCUGUCUCAGGACUGAAGGACAAAAUUCACCAUGUGGACAGCCUGCACCAGCUGUUUUCUGCCAUAUCACCAGAACAGAUUGACUUUCCUCCUUUUGUCCUUGAAUAUGAUGCUAGGGAAAACGGGCCUUACUACACAUCUUAUCCUCCAUCACCAGAUUUGUGACCUGCCAUCUUGGUUCCAAGGAUGCCACUUCAGCCGUGAAUUACUGCCUCCUGAAGUGAUGCUCAUUUUUCCUGUACAGAUCCAGAGAGCCUUUUGUCCCCACCUCUCUGAUAUUUUUUUAUUGACUAUAUUUUCUGGCACAUGAGCAAUCUAAAACUGGUAGGCCAUCUGAACUGCACAUUUUGAAUUUGUAUAUUUGUAUCAAAUGUAACGUUUAUUUGUAGAAUAUUAUUAAUAGAAAUUGGGGGGCAACUUUUGAGUAUCUUCAGUUUCCUGAAGGACACUGGCUUCUCCAUUAUACAAGCCAACAUCAUUGUUCAUUUCUUAAACAUUGCACGCUUCCUUUGUAUAUUUAAAUGUUUCUUGAAAUAUAUAGAACCAAUGGAUGCCAA